UUAUUUUAUUUUAUUUUUAAUCAGGCGUUCAGCCAGGCUGCUGCUGCCUUCCUGAAUGGCCCAAUCAGCUUUGAUUUUUCUCUGGCGCCGGCCUAAUCAGACUCAGCCGAACUUUGCAUAUGAAAUCUAGACGGAACCAAAAUUAUUGGAAAAGAUGCUAAACUUGAACAGAACCGAGUGAAAGACGCAGAGACGUCUGUUUCAUUUAUUCGUAAAGAGAUUUCUAAUCACAAAUUCAAAUAAAGCCUUGUGUAUAUUUAAUCUUUUGUUCUGUUUUGGAGACAUGAACUGUUUGGUGAUGCUGAUCGUUUUUAUCCUCCAGAGUUGUUAGAAUCUCCUUCAGAUGCAAAAGAGCUGCAGGCCGUGACCAAAGCCAAGAUCCUGUACCGCUCCUGCAUGAAUGAAAGCAUACUGGAGGAGCUGGACGCCAGACCGAUGCUGAAAAUGCUCCGACAGCCUGAGUUUCGAUGGCCGGUGUUGGGGGACGGACUCGGCCGGGACUACCAGUGGUCUCAGAGUCAGUGGAGUCUCCUGGAGACGCUGGUGGAGAUGAGGAACCAGCACAGCAAGAGCGUCCUGAUCCGCCUCUACGUCUCCCCUGACGACAAAAACUCCUCCUACUACAUCAUCAAGCUGGAUCAGGCGUCCUUGUCUCUUUCUUCUAGAGAGGAUUACACCACAAACACUUCCUCUGCUCUCGGGAAUCGUGCUGCGUUGCUGAGUCUGAUGGUGGACGCAGCCGUCAUGCUGGGCGCCCCAAAGCAAGCGGCGCAGACCCAGAUGGAAAAGGCUCUCGACUUCGAGACCAAACUUGCUCAUAUCCUGAUUCCCUAUGAAAAUCGCACCAGUGAGAACAUGUACAACAAAUACACGCUGUCUCGGCUGCAGCGCUCCAUGCCACAGUUUGAUUGGCUUGGUUUUGUGAAAGCUGUGGUGGAGUCUAAAGAUAAUCCAGGCCUGUCCAUUUCCUCCUCUGAGCCCGUCAUCGUCAGAACCCCCAAGUACUUUAAGGACCUCAUGAAGCUCAUCAACAGCACAGACUCCAGGACGGUAGCCAACUACAUCCAGUGGAGGACGGUGUUUUCUAAGAUCACCACUCUGAGUCGCCGUUUCCUCUACAGAUACCUGGACUUCGCUCGGGUCACCACAGGAACUACGUCUCUGACUCCCCGCUGGGAUAAGUGCGUUAACUACGUGGAGAACUCCCUGGUUUACGCCACCGGCCGGCUUUUCGUCGACAAACACUUCCAGGAGGACAAGAAGCUCAUGAUGGAAGAGCUAAUUGAGGGGAUUCGGUGGGCUUUCAUCGACAUGCUGGAGAAGGAAAACGACUGGAUGGACCAACAAACGAAAAAUAAAGCCAUAGAAAAGGCUCACGCGGUCCUGCCUAAGGUUGGGUAUCCAGAGUUCAUUUUGAACGACACCUACCUCACAGAAGACUUGGAGCAGCUAGAGUUCGAUGAAAAGGAUUACUAUGGCAACGUGAUGCAGACGCUGAAGUUCAUCGCCCAAUCAGACGUCUCCUGGCUUCGCAGGAGCGUCCCACGCACAGAAUGGUUUACAAACCCAACCACCGUGAACGCCUUCUACAGCUCGUCCACAAAUCAGAUCAGAUUCCCUGCUGGAGAGCUUCAGAAGCCUUUCUUCUGGGGAAAGGAGUAUCCAAGGUCAUUAAGUUACGGUGCCAUCGGGGUGAUAGUGGGACACGAGCUAACUCACGGCUUCGAUAACAAUGGUCGCAAAUAUGACAAAAAUGGAAAUCUGGACCAGUGGUGGAGUGAGACAUCUGUGGCGGCCUUUACCGAGAAGACCCAGUGUAUGAUUGAUCAGUAUAAUGAUUACUACUGGGAAGAAGCAGGUCUAAAUGUGCGUGGUAAGAGGACCUUAGCAGAAAACAUAGCAGACAACGGAGGAAUCAGAGAGGCAUUCAGGGCCUACAGGCGGUGGGUGGACAGCAGCAGAGGCGGCGCGGAGGAGCCUCUGCUGCCAGGACUGGAGCUGAACAACAAUCAGCUGUUUUUCUUGAGCUACGCACAUGUUAGAUGCAACUCAUACAGACCAGAAGCAGCCAGAGAGCAGAUCCAGAGUGGAGCUCACAGUCCUCCCAAAUACAGAGUCAUCGGCGCAAUGAGCAACUACGAAGAAUUUCGGAAAGCAUUCAGCUGUCCCCAGUCGUCGGUAAUGAACCGAGGAGCGCAGUCCUGCCGCGUGUGGUGACCUUUGACCUCAUUCUCAAGCCCUGGACCAGGACAGAGCCAUCAGCUGGAAAACGGUGGUAAUACUAUCUGACAAGGUGGCCAAAAUGUUUUACACAAAGAGGGAACAACGAAAAAGUGAGUUGAGUGAAGAAACUGAACGUGUCUGAAAAAUGGAUGCUUUUUACGAGCCAAACUAAGAAAAACAAAAUCAAAUUAUGAGAAUAAAGUCAUAAGAAUACAAGAGUAAACUUGUACCAGAAUAAGGUAAAAUAUUAGUAAUAUGAGAAUAAGAUCAUAAUAUAAUGAGAUCAUAAUAUAAUGAGAACAAAGUUGAAAUAAUACGACAGUAAAGUUGUAGUAUUCCGUGAAAAAAAUGUAUUCUCGUAAUAUUCUGACUUUAUUCUCGUUAUUUUAUUUAUUUUUUCUUAGUGUAGCUGUAAUCGCACGUUGUAGCUUUUGUAAACGGAAACAUUUCAAAAGUGCAGCCAUUUUUAAUCAGGUUGGAAUAUCUUUUUUCCUGUUUUAUUGCAAAAAUCCUAAGUGAAUUUGUCUUUAAGCCUUUAAGCGACCACCAUUUGGGGAUUAUACUUAAAGUUUAUUAAUAUUGAUCAACUGCUCUAUAUAUUAAUGUAAAUAUACAAUGUCUUUAACUUUUAUAUUGAUUAAAAACACAUUCCAGUCACAACUGGAGGGAGAGGCUUAUGUUAUAAGAUCAUAAACACUGUAAACCAAAAUCAGUUCAUGUUUGAGCCUAAAUGUUUUAUUUUUCUUUACGUGAAAACUCAACACUGAACCAAUAAAAGACUUGCUGGAAUAUUUUAAAAACUGAACACUGUUACAAAAGCAGAAAUACAAGUUGUUCUGUUUUACUGUGCUGGGCCAAAAACGACCAGGUUUCAGGUCUUAAUAUAGUUUCUGCGCUUUGUGGUGUCGCCCUCAGUCUUAUGUCUGGCAUCCAGGUUUACGGUGCAGUUUUGAUGUAAGUUAAUUAAAUAAAACUACAGGCACGAAAAGUGAACACAGAAUUUCAGGGGGAAUUUUAGACGAGACAAGGAAAGGUGAUAGGCUGAGUUAUCAGCAACUCUAAAGUGGCUCAGUAACUCUCAAAAUGAUAAUAUUUUAAAUAUUUUACUACUUUUUGGUUUUAUUUGAUGAAACGUUUUUCAAUCUGGAAAUAAGUUUCGUAACGGAUGCAAUUUGAGGCAUAAUUUCUGGUUUCUAUCACAAAUCGAGGUGAUUAAAUGGAGAAAUAUGAUUUUUACCAACACAGUGGACCCAUUGCUACAGUUUUGGCUAAAAGUCUUUACACCUACCUGAUUACAUUUCAAACUUACAUUGAUUAAAAAUGAUUGAAAGUAAUAAACUCAGCAAGAUUUCAAACUCCAUUUUUUACUAGUUUGUGUUUAGCGAUUCCAUGGUUGCCAGGCUCCAGGUUGCUAGGUUCCAUGGUUGCUAGGCGACACGAUAUACACGGGGUAAAGGCGGGAAUAAAUCUGAAGCUAGGACACACCCACUGAAAACGGUUUUAACAAUAAUUCAAAUCUUUUUUCUUUUUUUAAAAAUGAAAAACCAACUGAGAAGACUUUAAAAUGAUCUUUAGAAAAGGUUAUGAAAUAAUAGACUGGGGUGUUUUAUUCAUCAAAAAUGAAGAUGAAUUAUGGCCAUUGCAGAUCGAAAAGAAAAGCUCAUUUUUACCUAAGACCUCAGAAAAUUUUGAGGUAAAUCUCUAAAUUUCUAAAAAUGAAACUUGCACUUUUUGGAGAUUAAUCGCAAAAAAUAUAUAAAUAAGUACAUCUUUUUGAUUUUCAAAGUUUUGAUUUUUCAAGCUCAGAAAUUUUCGGGGGUUUUUUUCUAGACCAUAUGUGGUGUUUUUUCUUGCAAAUGUCCGGGCUUUUCAGGUCAAUCUCCAAAUUUUUCUAGAAAAUUUCUGAGAUUAAUCUCAAAAUUUUAGCUUUAUGGCAGAAAUGAACUCCUUUUUACUAUUUACAACGGCCAUAAUAAACCCUUAUUUGAACAUCUUCAAUUGAAAACCCAAAAACACCUAAUUUUAUGUCCGUUAAAAACUAUUUUAAUUGGUACAAUUAUAUAUUUUAGGCAGAAACUAUUUAAUUUUUUUUACUCAUUUUGUUGUUCUGAAAUGAAACCAAAACAUUCAAAGUUUUACUGUACAGUGCAGUCAGUUUUAUUAUGGAAAGCUCUAAUAUAUUUAUCAUCUGCUGUUUUUUUAUGUUUCUGAAACUUACUGUGAAAAUGUUUCUACAAUGUAAGUUUAUUGUAACGUGCUCAUGUUCCUUUUUUAUUUCCUCCUUCUUCUUGUUUCUGGUUAAAAUAAAACCGUGGGACACCAUGA
Poecilia reticulata (guppy) is the source of this 4548-nucleotide messenger RNA. Lineage: Eukaryota; Metazoa; Chordata; Actinopteri; Cyprinodontiformes; Poeciliidae. The record is from RefSeq and is a predicted model, not a curated record.